CACAAACGAUUCGGGCACUACCCCAUGCGGAAGAUGUCCAAACUACGGGACGUAGUCAACGGCCUCGACAUUCCGCCAUCUAUGAAACUACCAACAUGCGAAGCAUGCGUUCAAGGGAAGGCUACGCGGUCUUCUUUCCCACUGCGACCUUUUCAACAACGAGAAAUCCUAGAACUAUUGUCCGUAGACCUCGCUGGCCCGUCGAAAGAAGAAAGUAUCAACGGAGGGAGAUACUUCAUGGUAAUAAAAGAU
Messenger RNA from Filobasidium floriforme, 252 nucleotides. RefSeq lists its product as uncharacterized. NCBI's taxonomy places the organism in Eukaryota, Fungi, Basidiomycota, Tremellomycetes, Filobasidiales, Filobasidiaceae. The annotation marks the transcript as partial. The transcript has a single exon. The record is from RefSeq and is a predicted model, not a curated record.